This is a messenger RNA of Penicillium pulvis, 294 nucleotides long. RefSeq names its product anaphase promoting complex subunit 11. Gene Ontology annotation, biological process: protein ubiquitination; positive regulation of mitotic metaphase/anaphase transition; anaphase-promoting complex-dependent catabolic process. Gene Ontology annotation, molecular function: ubiquitin protein ligase activity; zinc ion binding; cullin family protein binding. The transcript has 4 exons. The coding region runs from base 1 to 294 and encodes 97 amino acids. Gene Ontology annotation, cellular component: nucleus; anaphase-promoting complex. Lineage: Eukaryota; Fungi; Ascomycota; Eurotiomycetes; Eurotiales; Aspergillaceae. The record is from RefSeq and is a predicted model, not a curated record.
AUGAAAGUAAAGCUGAAGGAAUGGAAUGCCAUUGCCACCUGGCAUUGGGACAUGCCCGAGGAUGAAGUCUGUGGUAUCUGUCGUGUUCAAUUCGACGGAACCUGUCCGACCUGCAAAUUCCCCGGCGAUGACUGUUCGCUCCUGCUCGGCAAAUGUGGGCAUUCGUUUCAUAUGCACUGCCUUUUGACUUGGAUUCAGCAAGAAUCCUCCAAGGGACUGUGUCCCAUGUGUCGCCAAAAAUUUGAAUGGAAACAGACCGAGGAAACGGAAGAAACGGAGGGUUCUGAGCAAUGA